Molecule: messenger RNA, 3481 nt
Organism: Podarcis lilfordi (Lilford's wall lizard)
Lineage: Eukaryota; Metazoa; Chordata; Lepidosauria; Squamata; Lacertidae
Source: the annotation of a GenBank genome assembly
AUGGCCUCUGAGACCCCCUCUGAACGGCCUCUUCUCAGAGGUGGAGUGGAAAGAGGAGCCAGGCAGCUUCCUCAGGUAGCGAAAGAGCAACGGGAAAUCAGGGAGGAGGGAAGAGGCACAGCUGGGACCACCCAGCCUCCCUCUGUGUUGAGUGGGGAUGAUGGGGAUCUAAGAGAAGCUCUGUCUUCUUCCUCUUCUUCUUCCAGGCCCUCUUGACCUUUGAGGAGGUGGCUGUCUUUUUCACGGAGGAGGAGUGGGCUCUGCUGGAUCCAGGCCAAAGAGCUCUGCACAAGGAAGUCAUGGAGGAGAAUUAUGAGAUGGUGGCCUCUCUAGGUAAGGGCAGAUUUGUAUCCCUCUUGGCUGCUAGACAUUGAAAGAGUAAAUCUCCUAUUUGAGCCAUUUAUUCAUUCCGUGUCUUCUUCUUUGGCAAAACCUCGUAGACGAAUAAGAUUGUCUUCCAUGAACACGGUCUUAAUGGUGUGUCCAUAAGUGACUGUGGAGUCCAAUUCUGGAUCCACACAUCCUUCAGCAAUGGGGACAUAGAUUUCCCAGAGGGAGUUAAUCACAGUGAGGGUUUGCCAAACGUGCUUUCCUCUUAGCUUGUUUCUCCUUUUCGUCUUGAGCUUGUGCUUCUUCAAAGUCCAUUACGCCUUGGUAAAGGCCUUUCUCCAAUUGGAGCACUCGCACGCCAGUGUUUUCCAAUUUUCUGUGCUUCUACUUCAUGUAUUUAGAUUUGCCUUCAGAACAUUUUGAAACCUCUUUUGUUGUCCAUCGAUAUUUCCCUUUCCAUUCUUAAGUUGGGAAUAGAGUAGUUGCUUUGGAUGACAAUAAUCAGGCAUCUGAACAACAUGACCAGUCCAACGAAGUUGAUGUUGAAGAUUGUAGUUUAUAGCAACUCUGUACUUUUGUCAGUAGGUAACUUUUCGUAAGCUGAAAUUGUGGUAUGAAUUUCCCCCUAAAACCUAUGUAAAAUCUACAGGGAGACUGACAGGUUAAUAAUGGUGGCAUGAGGUUUGCUGGUCAGUGUCAUUUAUCAACUUUUAAUGGGCCACCAGAUACUUUGCUGUCUUUGCUUCAAAAGAUUAAUACUUUUGUAUAUUUUUAUAGUCACAUAUACAUAAACAACACUUCUGUUUUACUUAUUCCACAUAGCAGGGACUCUGAUACUCAAGUCUGAGCUCAUCUCCUCGCUUGGAACAGAAAAAUACAGGGAUGUUGUCCUGGACCAAUUCAGAGGUACAUACUUCCACUUUGCUGUGAGGCUGUACUUUUGUAUGUCUCCUUUCAGUGUGUACAAAUAUAAAAAGAGCCCUUUUGGAUCAGAACAAGGGCCAAUCUUUGACAGCAUCCUGGUGCAGGUUUAGGUGAUGUGUACAGCUGGUUGGAAUGUAUCAGCAAGAUCUUACAGAUCAAGGAGGAAAGAAAAAACAGUAUAGCAUUUUCACAGGAGGGGGAAGAUGGAGAAAGGUGUCCCUCCAGAUUUGGCUGCACUACAACUCCCAUCAUCACUGGUCAUUGGCCAUCUUUGCUUGGGCUGAUGGUACUUAGAGUCCAACCACAUCUGGAGGGCCAUACAUGCCUCACCUCAGCACAGAAGUUUUCUCUUGGUGCUCAGUGGGAGUUGAAGGUUCAGGUAGGUAGCCAUGUUGGUCUGACGCAGACGAAAUAUAUAUUAAAUUUUUUAAAAAAAUUGUCCAGUAGUACCUUAGAGACCAACUAAGUUUGUUCUUGGUAUGGGAAUUGAAUACAAGAUACUAGAAUACUGGAUACUAAGGGUUCUUGAGACUAUUUUCAGGUUCCCCCCCCCCUUUCCUAAAAGUGUGGUACAUAGGAGAGGGAGGGAUGCUGGAGGUGUUAAAAGAAGGAAAAGUGCUGAUUGGUCUUGUUGCGUGUUAAGUUCUCUUGCUCGAAUACCUAACAAUAUUUUCUUAUCCCUCACUUUAAACCAGGUGAUGAAGAAGGCAAUCAGAAUUUUGAGGGGCCAUCUGUAAAGUACUUAAGUGUGAGUGAACACCUUAACACACAUCUACAAACUAAUACAGGAGAGAAACCUUUUAAAUGCAUGGAGUGCGGAAAGAGCUUCAGUAAAAAUGGAAACCUUACUGUACAUAAACAAAUUCACACAGGGAACAAACCAUUUAGAUGUAUGGAGUGUGGAAAGAGCUUCAGCCUGUGUUCACACCUUACUAUACAUCUACGAACUCACACAGGGGAGAAACCUUUUAAAUGUAUGGAGUGCGGAAAGAGCUUCAGUGAGAGUGGAAAACUUACUGUACAUCAACGAACUCACACCGGGGAGAAACCCUUUAAUUGUAUGGAGUGCGGAAAGAGCUUUAGUGCAAGUGGAACUCUUAGAAGACAUCAGCGGAUUCACACUGGGGAGAAACCAUUUAAAUGUAUGCAGUGUGGGAAGGGCUUCAGUCAGAGUGGAAUCCUUUCUAGACAUCAACGAACUCACACGGGUGAGAAACCACAUAGGUGUAUGGUUUGUGGAAAGUGCUUCAGUGCAAGUGGAAGCCUUACUCUGCAUCAGGGUACUCAUACAGGAGAGAAACCAUAUAAAUGUUUGGAGUGUGGAAAGAGCUUCAUUUGUAGUGGGAGACUCACUGUGCACCAACAAAGUCACACUGGGGAGAAACCAUUUAAAUGUAUUUGUGGGAAGGGUUUCAGUCAGAGUGGAGCUCUUGCAGUACAUCAACGAACUCAUACAGGGCAGAAACCAUUUAGGUGUAUGGAGUGUGGAAAGAACUUCAGACUGUCUUCACACCUUACUACACAUCACCGAACUCACACAGGGGAGAAACCUUUUAAGUGUAUGGAGUGCGGAAAGAGCUUCAGUGAGAGUGGAACUCUUAGAAUACAUCAACGGAUUCACACUGGGGAGAAACCAUUUAAAUGUAUAGAGUGUGGACAGAGCUUCAGUCACAAUGGAACACUUACUAAACAUCAACGAACUCACACGGGUGAGAAACCAUAUAAGUGUAUGGUUUGUGGAAAGAGCUUCAGUCAGGGGGGAGAUCUUGCAACACAUGUACGAACUCACACUGGUGAGUUACCAUUUAAAUGUAUGAGGUGUGGGAAGGGCUUCAGUCGUAGUGGAAAUCUUAGAAUACAUCAACGAACUCACUCAGGGGAGAAACCAUUUAGAUGUAUGGAGUGUGGAAAGAGAUUCAGUUGUAGUGGAAAUCUUAGAAUUCAUCAACGAACUCACACAGGGGAGAAACCAUUUAAAUGUAAGGAGUGUGGAAAGAGCUUCAGACGAUGUUCACAAAUUACUAUACAUUGGAGAACUCACACAGGGGAGAAACCGUAUAUGUGUACGGAUUGUGGGAGGUGCUUCAGUGAGAAUGGAUCUCUUAGAAGACAUCAACAAACUCAUACAGGGGAGAAAACAUUUAAAUGUAUGGAUUGUGGGAAGUGCUUCAAUGGGAAUGGAAGUCUUAGAAGACAUCAAAGAUCUCACAGAGAAGCAACUGUUUAA